AUGAAGAUGCCCGUGAAGCGAAGGAAUAGUAAUUCCAAUGGCAGCGGCAGCAAGCACGGAAAUGGCAACAAGGGCGUCAUUGUCAAGAUGAAGAAGCAGGCGGAGGACGACGAUUUCGAGCAGUUCCUGUCUGAACUCUCCAACACGACGCGGCACAGUGGCAUGGAGCGGACGGAAAGGAUGCUAAAGGAGGGGAAGGUUCGCGAGGGCCAGCGCAAGAAGCACGCCGACUUCGCGAAGCAGCGCUCGACUAACGAGCUGGAGAACGCGCUAAUCAACCGCCAAAAGAGUAUGCAGCUGCAGCAGCUGCUGGCGGAACUCCUUUCAGCGCAGCGUCCGUUCGGUAGCAAGCCCGUGACGGACUUACAUAGCGAGACGCACACCGAUAACCCCAACUUUGACGUCGCGGUUGGCAACAUGCAGGGCUGGCGCGCACAGAUGGAAGAUGCGCACCUGGUGAAUGUAAAGUUCCUGUCCGGCGGCGCGGAUAGCAAGGAGGGCUAUUUCGGCGUCUUCGACGGCCAUUCCGGUGUGCAGAGCGCCAGCCUGUGCAGCCAGAUUUUCUCCAGCACCGUGGAGAAGUACGCUACGCCGGCGGGCAACCACCACCACACCAUCGACUUCGAGAAGGCCUUCCUUGACGUCGAUAGGCAGCUGAAGGGUGCGCUCGGCGAGGGCGGCUCUGGCAGCACGGCUGUCACCGUGUACGUUUCCCCGGAGGAGAUUACGUGCGCGUGGGUUGGCGAUUCACGUGCGGUGCUGUGCCGCAACGGCGGCGCCUUUGACCUGUCGCACGACCACAAACCGGAUGUGACGGCCGAAAGGGAGCGCAUCGAGGCGGCCGGCGGAUUUGUGCAGGACAACCGCGUGAACGGGCAGCUGGCCAUGAGCCGCGCCAUGGGCGACUUUGUGUACAAGAGGGACACCAAGCGGGAGGUGACGCAGCAGCUGGUGGUGCCAGUGCCCGGCGUGAUCACGACAAGGCGGAGCGCCGGGGACUCGUACGUGGCCAUCGCCUGCGACGGCAUCUUCGAUGUACUGAGCAGCGAGGAGCUCAUCGAGCUCGUUAACGACAAGAAAGCGAACGGCAUGUCGAACAUUGACAUCUGUAAGGAUGUGUGCAACCGAUGCCUCGCGCCGAGCUCGCCGGAGGGCGGCCCGGCCGUGGCGGAGGGCACGGACAACAUGACCAUCAUGAUCGUGGAUCUCAAGUAA
Leishmania mexicana MHOM/GT/2001/U1103 is the source of this 1215-nucleotide messenger RNA. Its product is annotated as putative protein phosphatase 2C. Lineage: Eukaryota; Euglenozoa; Kinetoplastea; Trypanosomatida; Trypanosomatidae. Gene Ontology annotation, molecular function: protein serine/threonine phosphatase activity. The record is from RefSeq and is a predicted model, not a curated record. The coding region runs from base 1 to 1215 and encodes 404 amino acids. Gene Ontology annotation, biological process: protein dephosphorylation. The transcript has a single exon.